This is a messenger RNA of Rotaria sp. Silwood2, 225 nucleotides long. The record is from the annotation of a GenBank genome assembly. Lineage: Eukaryota; Metazoa; Rotifera; Eurotatoria; Philodinida; Philodinidae.
AUGGAAACACCAACUGCACCUAUAGCAUCAAAUACAACUUUAGCAUCAACUGCAGGAGCAACAACAGAGUGUUCAUUACAACAAAUACAAAAUUACUUAUUAAAAGUUGUCGAUCAAAAUAAAGAAAUAUAUGAUGAGUCAAAACGAUUACGUGAUGAAGUUCAAGAACUACGAAAUGGAGUACAACAACUACGUCAAGAAGUACGUGAAUUACAUCAAGUCAAA